GAGUAGAAAAGUGAGUGAGUGAGUGAGUGAGUGAGUGAGUGUAUGAGUAGGAGUAAGGAGAAUUAUCGAUUGUAUAACAAAUUAUUGCCAUAACUAGUUUCAACCUAUUAACGAGUAACGAACGAUCAUCGAGAAGAUGCCUAAGGCAAAUUAUUAACAACGCACGAUAUCGCUUGAAAUAGGGUUCACUUUAAUGUCAGCACCAUUUUGUUGUUCUGUUUACUCUUUAGCAUAAAAUUAUUCGCAACUUAUUCAUCACGAAUAAAAACCAUUAUUGAAUAUUACAUAAUCAUUAAUAACAAUGAUAACGAUAAUGAUAAUAAGAAUAAUAAAAGAUAUUGAAUAUUCAACAUUCUACAUAUCUUUAUAAUCCUUGAAUUAAUUCACUACGCGAGAAAUUUUUUUUUUCUUUUCCUUUUUUUGUUUUUCUUUUUUUUUUUUUGUUUUGUUUCAAGAAAAUAUAGAAAUUUUGGAUGAAUUGAAGUGUUAGAUUAAAAAUUCUAAUUACGUGCAAGUUGCUACGAAAGAGACGAAUAAUAUAGCCAGAGAGAUAGAGAUAGAUAGAUAUAGAGAGAGAAAGAGAGAGAGAGAGAGAGAGAGAGAUAGAGAGAGAGAGAGAAUAAAAAAUAUCGUUUUAUCGAAGGAACAAUCGACUUCAUUAAUCCAGUGGUAUAAUUCGAACAAGUUACUUAAGAGGAAAGAAAGAAGAAGAAAGUGGAAAGAAAAAAAAAAAAAAAAAGAAAAGAAAGAAAGAAAAAGAAAGAAAAGUAAUAGAAUGCUUUAUUAAAGUAUAUUACAAGGAAGAUGAUGAAAAGGACAACAUAUUAAGAACAUGUGAACUCGCGUUCAAUUUUUUGCGGUAUAAGAAAGAAGAAGAAAAAGUUGGAAGUAUCAAGGCGUCACAAGUUUUACAGAUCAUUUCGUCAGUAUCCAUUUCAAGUUUAGAACAACCGUUCUCUAUAAGAGGAACUCUUUGUGAAACAUGUGACGAAGCUCGUUUGCACAAUUUGCUCUUGGAAAUAGAAAUAAUAUAAAAACGUAUAAAGAAUAAAUAACAUUUCGUUCAGUACAGCGAACAAACCACUGUCACUCACGAACAUACGACACAUUCGCCGAAGUGGAAAAGACGAAUAAGAUGAAAAAGUCAUUGGAUGUGUGAUAAAACACGCGAUAAACGAAAAUCACAAUGGCAAACAGAAUAUACUUAACAUUAUGAAGAAUAACGAAAGCUUGGAGAAUUAUAUGUUGAGUAACAUAGAGAAUAGUGAAUAUCUCAACAUAACUCGGAAUAAUUCAAACUCGAACCAUUCAAUAACGUGUGACGAGUUUGUCAGCAAGGAGAAUGUUAUCUCAUCGAUCUGGUUCCAAGCAACUGUCUACUUUCUCUAUAGUACGAUUUUCGUUGUAGCUCUAAUAGGAAAUGGAUUGGUCUGCUACGUCGUUCAGAGUAGUCCAAGAAUGCAAACAGUUACUAAUUACUUUAUCGUUAAUCUGGCAAUCAGUGAUAUCUUGAUAGCAGUUUUAUGUGUCCCUACAACGUUCAUCAGUGUAUUAAUACUUCAAUAUUGGUCAUUUGGUCCGACACUCUGUCCAAUCGUUAAUUAUUCACAGGCGGUUUCCGUGCUAGUAAGCGCAUACACUUUGGUAGCAAUCAGCAUAGAUCGUUACAUAGCCAUAAUGUGGCCAUUGAAGCCACGCAUGAGUAAAAAACAAGCGACACUUUUGAUACUGAGUGUCUGGUUACUCGCAUUGAUAGUCUCUUUCCCGAUUGCUUUGGUAUCGGAACUUCUUCAGCCUCCAUUGGAUCAGUACGUGAAAUGCAAUAAGUUCAUCUGCCGAGAGAAUUGGCCAUCGACAAACCAUAGAUACUAUUAUACGAUCGCCCUAUUGGUCCUACAGUAUCUGAUACCACUGAUGGUACUUUUAUUCACUUACACUAGCAUCGCCAUAAUUGUAUGGGGUAAAAGACCACCAGGGGAGGCCGAAAAUACAAGAGAUCAAAGAAUGGCACGUUCAAAAAGAAAGAUGGUGAAAAUGAUGAUUACCGUUGUAUUGGUCUUCACCAUGUGCUGGUUACCCUUCAACAUUUUCUACAUAGUAUUAGAUUUCGAUGAGAGACUAAAUAACUGGUCGGGUCUUCCAUUCAUAUGGGCAGCCCUUCAUUGGCUUUCAAUGUCACAUUCCUGUUACAAUCCAGUAAUCUAUUGUUGGAUGAAUGUCAGAUUUCGUGCAGGCUUUAUCAUUGCAUUUGGACGUUUACCAUGCUUGCAUAGAUUCAUACAUAAUCGAGGAAGACAUACGUAUAAUACCAGUAUGGUGGGCGUGCCCUUGACAGAUCUCGAAGGAUCCAGUCAUUUUGUUUUACAGCGAAAAAACACGAGCACGACUUAUGUCAGUGUCAGGCACAAAACUAAUGGAAAUCAUGGAGCACCUGCAAGAAGUGCCAGCUUCCGUAACAACGAAUCAUUGCGAACUAAUAUCCCACAGUCUCAACUAUCACAGUUAGAGGAACAGAUAUAAAGAAGAAGAAGAAAAAAUGAGAAAGAAAGAAAAAAUAAAAGAAAACUUUCUUUCGAAGUUUUAAUGUUUUAUUUAGGGAAAUAUGAAUUUGUAUAAUCGUAUAAUAACCGAGUUACGCGAUCACAUUUUCUUAUUUUGAUUUUUACUUUCACCAACUAAGGAAAUAUCUUUUUUCUUGUAUAUUCUACAAAAGAAAAAGAAAAAGAAAAAAAAAAAAAAAGAAACGAGAAAAAAAAUGUAAAAAAUUAAUAUUAUCUUUGAACGCACGUCCUUUCUUUUCCCUUCUCUGUUCAAAUAUCAUGAAAAAAAAUUUUCAUUUCACUUUAUGAUACGUUAAUAAACUGAAAAAAUAAAGCAAUCACUUCAAGUGUUAAACUCUUACGUAUUAAGUUCCUUUUUAUAUGUACUUACGUAUAUUUUUCUAAUUUUAUGUUUCGAACAAAUUGACCUAACAAUACUCGUAUAAAUUCUCAUUUUAGGAAAUUUCGUUCCUCACGCUUUGUAUUAAAGUUUUCGAGCCAUGUAUUACGGUAUAGAUAUAAAAUAAUAUUAAAAAAAAAAAAAAAAAAAAAAAAAAGUAAAGGAAAAGAAAAAAAAAAAGAAA
Molecule: messenger RNA, 3124 nt
Organism: Vespa velutina
Lineage: Eukaryota; Metazoa; Arthropoda; Insecta; Hymenoptera; Vespidae
Product: RYamide receptor
Exons: 8
Coding region: 1213-2520 (435 amino acids)
Biological process (GO): neuropeptide signaling pathway
Cellular component (GO): membrane
Molecular function (GO): neuropeptide Y receptor activity
Source: RefSeq, a predicted model, not a curated record